UGGAUCGAUUGGAGUUAACGAUAGAGCCAGUGAGGAUGGGUGUGCCGGGCUCGUACGGCGCCGGCGCCACCAAGAUACCGAGCCACGUCGCCUACUACGUGGCCAUGGCUGGCAUCUUGCUGCUCCUCAUCUGCGUCUGUUGCUACUUCAUCUUCUUCUGCUUGCGGAGAAUUAAAGAGCUGUCGCACCACGAGUUCCAGGAGGUGCGCUCCGUGCGCCCCCCGCCGCCCCCGCAGCUCGACCCGCCCCCGCUCUCGCCCACUGCAUACCCCGUGCAGCCAGGAGUGCGGGAAAGUGCGACGGCGAUGGCCCGGCUGUGCCGCGCGUUGCCGCAGGACACCGUGUUCCCCGCCUCCCCCGGCACCCCCGCGCGCGGCCACUCCGCCUUCUCCCCCACUUCCCCCGUCCCCCUGCUCGCCUCUCCCCCUAGAUUGCCGGUGUCGCCCACCUCUCCCAACCGGAGAGUCUUCGCCUACUACACAUCCCCGAGACGUUCAAUAUCUCCAACGUCUCCAAAUCGAAGAUCCGAUGGGUACUACAUUUCGCGAAGAGGUCCUCUUUCCCCGACCUCCCCCAGGAGAGGUCCCCUCUCCCCGACCUCCCCUAGCCGAAGACAUCCCCUGUCUCCGACGUCGCCGCGCGGGAGGGGGCAGCACCGCGCCGCCACAGUGCCCGCACGCCGCGUGCGCUCCCCGCACAAGCCGCCCGCCAUCGUGCUGUCUCCCGCCACUGACACGUGCAACACGUUGCCCGCACUCACAGUCAUACCAUUGCGAUAA
Messenger RNA from Papilio xuthus (Asian swallowtail), 779 nucleotides. Lineage: Eukaryota; Metazoa; Arthropoda; Insecta; Lepidoptera; Papilionidae. The record is from RefSeq and is a predicted model, not a curated record.